Messenger RNA from Penicillium olsonii, 3924 nucleotides. NCBI's taxonomy places the organism in Eukaryota, Fungi, Ascomycota, Eurotiomycetes, Eurotiales, Aspergillaceae. The record is from the annotation of a GenBank genome assembly.
AUGGCUCCCAAACAGAAGGGUGGUCAGAAGCCCAAGGCCAACACCGCGGAUGAAGUGGAGGAGACUUUCCAGGCAGUGGUCCUUGCGGAUACCUUCGAGACACGAUUCGAGCCGUUCACACGCGACAAGCCCCGAUGCCUUUUGCCGCUCGCGAACACACCAUUGAUUGAAUACACGCUCGAAUUCCUGGCCAACGCAGGUGUGGAGGAGGUUUUCCUAUAUGGAGGCGCGCACUCAGACCAAUUGGAGAAAUAUCUCAAUGCCUCGAAAUGGAGAGCGCUUUCUUCCCCUUUCAAGCAACUCAGCUUCCUCAAGUCGACUUCCACCUCCGUUGGUGACGUUAUGCGCGACCUGGACGGCAAACAUCUUAUCACCGGAGACUUCAUUGUCGUGAGCGGCGAUGUGAUCAGCAACCUGCCUAUCGAAGGAGCCCUUGCUCAGCACCGCAAGCGCCGAGAGUCCGAUAAAAAUGCGAUUAUGACCAUGGUGCUGAGAGAAGCCGGUCUCAACCACCGGACCAAGUCAUCAUCGGUCUCUCCGGUGUUUGUGAUUGACCCUACCAAGGACCGCUGUCUCCACUACGAGGAGAUUGACCACCACGGAAAUGAGGGACAGCCAGCUCGCUUGAACAUCGACUCGGAACUCAUCUUGUCAAACCUCGAACUCGAUAUCCGCCAAGAUCUGAUCGAUUGCAGCAUCGACAUCUGUACCCCGGAUGUCCUGAGCUUAUGGUCGGAUAGUUUCGAUUAUCAGUCACCCCGCAAGCACUACUUGCACGGUGUUCUCAAGGAUUACGAACUGAACGGCAAAACUCUCCACACAUACAUCAUUAAGGACCACUAUGCUGCACGUGUGCGCAACCUGAAGGCUUACGACGCCAUUAGCAAAGACAUCCUCUCACGCUGGACAUAUCCCCUGUGCCCGGACACGAAUCUGCUUCCCGGCCACUCUUACGAUCUUCGCAAGGGUAGCUUAUACCAAGAGAAGGGCGUGACUCUGGCACGAUCCUGCGUGAUUGGCCGUCGCACAGUCAUUGGAAAGGGGACAAGCAUUGGUGACCGGACUGAAAUCAGGAACACCGUGUUGGGCCGAAACUGCAAGGUUGGCCGCAACGUCAAGCUGGAGGGUGCCUACAUUUGGGAUAAUGUUGUGAUUGGUGAUGGAGUAGAUGUUCGGGGAGCAAUUAUCGCUGACGGCGUGGUCCUCGGCAACAACUGUACCGUUGCAGCUGGCGCUCUUCUUUCGUACGGUGUGAAAAUUGCCGACGGCAUCUCAAUCGAAAGUGGGAAGCGUAUUACGAGGACGCGGAUCGAUGGAACUGUGGGCAAGAACGAUCCCGCAGUCGUUGGCGAAGGUGGUGAGGGCUAUGAAUUCAUUCAUGGCGAGGAAGAGGACGACGAUGACGACGAUGAUGUGAGCGUUGCCUCGUCUGGACUUGUCUACCGUAUGCCCGGUCUUUCACUCUCCUCUGCCUCUAUCUCAACCCUGUCAUCGGAUCUUUCAGAUAACUCGUGGGGACAAUCUGAAGGGAGCAUACUUUCCGACGACGAGGAGUCAGAUAACUUCCAUCAUGACGCAUCAAUCAGCUUGUACGACAGUCUACGAGAGGGAGUUGCAGCGGAUGUGGUUCAGCUGGAGCUGGUCACUUUACGUAUGACUGCCAACGCAUCAGACAACCAGGUCCGUCGGGCUAUCGUUGAGGCAUUUAUGAAACACAUUGAGCAACUCAUCGAGGGUGGCAAGGGAGCCGGUCCUGCCGUUAACGAGGUCUUUACCGCAUACAAAGAGGUCGUUGAGCGCACUCUGUUUGACCGCAAUAAGGAACAAAAGAAGGACCAGGUCGACCUGCUGAUUCUGCUCCAACAGGACCUUAUUGCCCGCAGCAAGGGAGACACAGUGCUUCUGUUCACAGCCAAAUCCCUUUAUGAGCUUGAGCUUGUUGAGGAGGAAGCUUACGAUCAGUGGUGGAACGAUGAGCGUUCUAGCAACACCGAAGAGAUGCGUACUGUUCGUGCCCAAGCUCAACAAUUUGUUGACUGGCUGGCCGAUGCUGAGGAAGAAAGCAGCGAGGAAGAAGAAAGCGAGGAGGAGAGUGAUGAAGAUGACGUGUGGCGCAGAAACAGAACCUCUACUCCUGGCAAGUUUGCCACUUCAUUCACCACGCCUCCCACCACGCGAAAGAGAACGGCGGCCGAGGCGGCCAUUGACAACGAGCCUCUGCCAGCCGCCCAAGGGCACCGGACCGCAACAUCCAACCGUACGCGGAAGACCGACGCAUCGCCGACCGCGACCUCCGACACCACCGAGAGACCCGGUUCUGCUAGUCCUGCCAGCCGAAAAAGGGGCUUUCUAGGGACGCCCGCAUCAACCACCGUCAGCAUGGACUCGGACGAUGACUUCAUGAGUGAUGUCUCCAGUGAUGAGUUUCUAGGCACCCAAGGCUCCGACAACGAGAGUCUGGGCGAAGACUUCGGUGACCUUGACACCGGUUUCUCGGACGACAAGGAUCUUAUUCGGAAUAAGCGAAAGCCAUACGAGGUCGAAUUCAAAGUGCUUGAUCCACCGGACAUCGACCAGGAGCAGAACACGCAGGUUGACGAGGUAUGCGCCGUGCUCGGGUUGCCACCAGAGUCGGCUGCGAUUCUGCUGCGCUUCGGUCGGUGGAACAAAGAGAAGUUGAUCGAGUCAUAUAUGGAACAUCCGGAAGAGACAUUAGAGGAUGCUGGUCUUGGUACGAACUUUGAGGGAUACGCGAAGACAGAGCUUGUACCGGGAUUCAUGUGUGAUAUCUGUUGCGAGGAGGGAGAUGACCUCGAGACAUAUGCGAUGCGCUGUGGUCAUCGGUUCUGUGUUGACUGCUACCGCCACUACUUGGGACAAAAGAUCAAGGAAGAGGGUGAGGCCGCUCGCAUCCAGUGUCCAGGAAAUGGGUGCAGCCGGAUUGUAGAUUCGAAAUCAAUGGAUCUUCUGGUGACGAACGAUCUUAAUGAAAGGUAUCGCGAACUUUUAACUCGCACCUACGUCGACGACAAGGAAAAUUUGAAGUGGUGCCCUGCCCCCAACUGCAAAUAUGCUAUUGAUUGCGGGGUGAGAGCCCGCGACCUUCGCCGUGUGGUUCCCACCGUGCGAUGCUUCUGCAAGCAUGAGUUCUGUUUUGGUUGCACUCUUGCCGACCACCAACCUACGCCAUGCACAUUGGUCAAAAUGUGGCUCCAGAAAUGUGAAGAUGAUUCUGAAACCGCGAACUGGAUCUCCGCCAAUACCAAAGAGUGUCCGAGAUGCAACUCCACCAUUGAAAAGAAUGGUGGCUGCAACCACAUGACUUGCAGAAAGUGCAAGCACGAGUUCUGUUGGAUGUGCAUGGGCCUCUGGUCCGAGCAUGGCACCAGCUGGUACAACUGCAACCGAUACGAGGAGAAGUCAGGCUCGGACGCCCGCAGCGCCCAAGCCAAGUCACGUUCAUUCCUCGAGCGCUAUUUGCAUUACUACAACCGAUAUGCAAACCACGAGCAGUCCGCGAAGCUUGACAAGGAUUUAUAUCUCAAAACCGAGAAGAAGAUGACUAGUCUUCAAUCGCAAUCCGGUCUGUCCUGGAUAGAAGUGCAGUUCCUGGACACCGCGUCACAAGCAUUGCAGCAAUGUCGUCAAACUCUGAAAUGGACUUACGCGUUUGCAUUCUACCUUGCACGCAACAACCUGACUGAAAUCUUCGAGGACAACCAGAAAGACCUGGAAAUGGCCGUUGAAAGUCUGAGCGAAAUGUUUGAGAAACCCGUCCCCGAGCUCGCGGAGCUCAAGGUCGACAUCUUAGAUAAGACCGCCUAUUGCACCAAGCGUCGAGUGAUCCUGCUCAGCGAUACCGCCGAGAAUUUGAAAAAUGGUAAGAUUUCUUCUUUGGAUCAACAGCUCUGGCAUCUUGACUAA